CUCAUGUACAAUGGCCUAUUUGCCAUUCCCAUUUCGGCCCAGGCCCAGGCCCAGCUAGACGGGUGGAAGCGUCCACGAAUCGGAGCGCAGUGUGGCGACCGCAGCCGAGGUGAGCCAUGUCGGCGGCCGCCGUCCUGUGCCGGCUUGGGCUCGGCCUCCGCCGCCUCUCCACACUCCCCGAGUUCCCUGCGGCCGCGGCCGCGGCCGGGGCGCCGCAGCCACAGCACCCCACCUCGAAGGACGCUUACUUCGCGGCGGUGCACCACCUCUCCACCAUCGUGCGGCGCGACUUCUACCUGGAGCGCACCUUGAACCGCCUCCGCCUCCCGUCCCCGUUCCCUCCCGACCUGGCGCUCCGCGUCAUCCGCGCCGCCGCCCCCGCCGCGCCGCUCCACGCCACGCGCUUCCUUGCCUGGCUCCGCGCCAAGCCGUCCUUCACCGCCUCCGCCGAGCACUUCGACGCGCUGCUCCUCCCGCUCGCGCGCGCGCGGCUCUUCCCCCACCUCUGGUCCCUCGCCUCCGACAUGCGCGGACUCGGCCUCCCCCUCUCGCCGACCACCUUCUCCGCGGUCAUCUCGUCCUACGGCCACUCCCGCCUCCCCGACCAGGCCGUCGAGGUGUUCAACCGCCUCCCCCGAUUUGGCUGCCCCCAGACCACCGAGGUCUACAACGCCCUCCUCGACGCGCUCUGCGCCAACGGCAACUUCACCGGCGCCUACAAGCUGCUCCGCAGGAUGGCGCGCAAGGGCGUGGCCCCCGACCGCGCCACGUUCAGCACCCUCGUUGACUCGUGGUGCGCGGCGGGGAAGCUCAACGAGGCGCAGGCGUUCCUCGACGACAUGGCGAGCCGCGGGUUCCGCCCACCGGUGCGCGGCCGUGACCUCCUCGUCGACGGGCUCGUCCGCGCUGGGCACUUAGAGGAGGCCAAGGCCUUCGCCCUCCGCAUGACCAAGGAGGGCAUCCUCCCCGACGUUGCUACAUUCAACUCCCUUGCCGAGGCGCUCUGCAAUGCUGGAGAUGUGGACUUCGCGGUGGCUCUUCUUGCUGAUGCUUCUAGUCGAGGCCUCUGUCCAGACAUCUCAACAUACAAGGUAAUGCUACCAGCUGUGGCCAAGGUUGGCAAAAUUGAGGAGGCAUUCCGAUUGUUCUAUGCGGCUAUUGAGGAUGGUCAUCGUCCAUUCCCGAGUCUCUAUGCAGCAAUCAUCAAGGCACUUUGUAAGGCAGGGCGCUUCGCAGAUGCUUUCGCCUUCUUUGGUGAUAUGAAGAUGAAGGGGCACCCACCGAAUCGCCCUGUGUAUGUAAUGCUUGUCAAAAUGUGUGUGAGGGGCGGUCGGUUUGUGGAGGCUGCAAACUACCUCGUUGAGAUGAGUGAGGCAGGAUUCACACCCCGGGCACCGACCUUUAAUGCUGUAGUUGAUGGGCUUCGACAUUGUGGGAAGCAUGACCUCGCCAGGAGAUUGGAACAGCUUGAGGUGUCCCUGAAGGGAAAUUAAAUGGGAACUAGUGUGGUUUUCUCUUCCAGUUUGGGCCUUGCAAGCUGUGUGGUGUUGCUACUAGAUUUUUCAGGCAAGGGUAAAGAAGGAAAUGCUGUAAUUUAGAAGGAAUCAACAAGGUUGGAGGAUUGUCACAAGAUCUAGCCAAGCAAGUCUGGCUGCCAUGAUGCGGAAUGGAAUAAGCCUUGCCAGGUUGUUGAAUCCCUCCAAAUCGAGUGAAGGCAUGUGUGGGAUUUGAACCAGUUGUGUGUUAAUUUGGGUCUAAAUAGAUCUGUAAUGUGAUAAUAUUGCAUCCUAGUUAAGAGAAAUCCAGUCCAAUGUAACUGGGCAAAUAUCAAUGCAGGGUAGCUCAGAGCAAUAAGAAGUGAACAAGUACUUGUUGUAAUUCGGAUGGCGACUAAAGUAUUUGAUCAUAUUUCAUUGAUUUCGGUCGUUUUAUA
Molecule: messenger RNA, 1933 nt
Organism: Sorghum bicolor (sorghum)
Lineage: Eukaryota; Viridiplantae; Streptophyta; Magnoliopsida; Poales; Poaceae
Product: pentatricopeptide repeat-containing protein At5g18390, mitochondrial
Exons: 2
Coding region: 117-1493 (458 amino acids)
Molecular function (GO): protein binding
Source: RefSeq, a predicted model, not a curated record